Misgurnus anguillicaudatus (oriental weatherfish) is the source of this 1371-nucleotide messenger RNA. RefSeq names its product RAB7a, member RAS oncogene family (gene rab7a). Gene Ontology annotation, biological process: endosome to lysosome transport; phagosome-lysosome fusion. Gene Ontology annotation, molecular function: GTP binding; GTPase activity. Gene Ontology annotation, cellular component: phagocytic vesicle; late endosome; lysosome. Lineage: Eukaryota; Metazoa; Chordata; Actinopteri; Cypriniformes; Cobitidae. The record is from RefSeq and is a predicted model, not a curated record.
UCUCUGGCCAUCACAGGGUUGUUUUGGAGGAAGUUAAAGCAGAUCCCGAAAGAGAAAAAGAAACGAGCCGUCAGUUAACAGAGGGGUAGCAACGGUUACAACACCCGUAUCGGUAUCCCCUAUUCCGGAUUAAUUCACCUUUACACUGAUCAAAACGACUCAAUCUCCCACCGCGACAGCGACUGAAGUUAUUUUUGUUUGGCAUCAUAAACAACAGUCUCGUGAAAGGACACGAUAGCAGUUUAGCUCACAGGCUAAAGCAUUAGCAAAAAUACAGACUGAUAUUCGCUACAUCUUCUCCUUUAUAAACCAGCUGUGACACUAUGACAUCAAGGAAGAAAGUUCUUCUCAAGGUGAUCAUCCUUGGAGACUCCGGGGUUGGGAAGACAUCUCUGAUGAACCAGUAUGUGAAUAAGAAGUUCAGUAAUCAGUAUAAAGCAACCAUAGGAGCAGAUUUCUUGACGAAAGAAGUGAUGGUCGAUGACCGACUUGUCACAAUGCAGAUAUGGGACACGGCAGGUCAAGAGAGGUUCCAGUCUCUGGGUGUGGCUUUUUACCGCGGUGCCGACUGCUGUGUGCUGGUGUUCGACGUCACUGCACCCAACACCUUUAAGACGCUGGACAGCUGGAGGGACGAGUUUCUCAUCCAGGCCAGUCCACGCGACCCAGAAAACUUUCCCUUUGUGGUGUUGGGAAACAAAAUUGAUUUGGAGAAUAGGCAGGUAACAACCAAGCGAGCACAGGCUUGGUGCCAGAGUAAGAACAACAUCCCAUACUUUGAGACCAGUGCAAAGGAAGCCAUCAAUGUAGAGCAGGCUUUCCAGACCAUUGCACGCAACGCACUUAAACAGGAAACUGAAGUGGAGUUAUACAACGAGUUUCCAGAGCCAAUCAAACUAGACCGGAACGAUAGAGCCAAACCAUCAGCAGAGACUUGUAGCUGCUAAGGAUCUCAAGGGGGUGCAACAUUUCACCCUCAUUCUCUCUGGCCUUGCGUCUGCCUCACUCCCUCCCUCCCUCUCUCUCUCGCGUUGUUUUCUGUCACUCCCCUCUAUUCUUCAUCUCUUCCCUGCUCUUUACUCAAUAUAAUCACUGGCCUUUGUAGACUUCUUGUCAUUCAGUAUCCUGCACAGUUUACAUUCACAGCCACAUACACACACAAGAUCAAGAGGUUAAAUCUCUCUCCCAAAAAUCGAAUCAAGAAGACAUUUUCCAGUCCCAACAAUAAGAGAAUCGCAUAAGUCCUACUGAAACACUUGAAUGGCUCUGGGGAUUUUUUUAUAUGAUCCAGUCCCGCAGUGUAAUAGAAAUGUGUGUGACAUGAGGGCUGAAAACAAAGGUGUAUCAGAGCAUUAAAGCUGUACUACCAGA